AUGUCAGGAGAUAAAAGUUCGAAAGCUUCUGAAGCAGCUGCUAGCCGAACAGUUAUGCUGCUAUGGAACGAUCAAUACGUGAAUCGUACCAGACAAAUGUCGAAUUAUGGAUCCAAUGCUGGUUUUGAAGUCACAUUUUCUAGUAUUUUAGAGAAAGUGGAUCCUGAAGCUGUUCAUUUCCAAAUGCGACCCAUGGAUAAAGAAAAAGUCGCUUUCCUCUCUCUAACUAAGAAUAGGCCAGAGGCUGCACUGUGCUUAAUUCGACACCACAAAAGCAAAAAUUAUGAAGUUAUAUUCCUAAGUGUUCCAAUCAUUGAAGAAGACGAUACCAGAGACAUAAGCACACGAAUGGAGGAUGCGAUAAAGUCACUGACAGACCAUGAUGUCAUUUGGAAAUUUUCCAUGCUCAUGCUUGAGCCCUAUAUGGGAGAACAGCAAAUGGCAUUUCAAGUCGUUGAUCGCGCUUAUUACCCUAAUGAUACCAUUUUCUUCUUUGCUCAUGGGACUGCAGCUUUGUUCAAAAGACCUAGAAACUACAUUCCACGAGACAGCAUCUUUUCGAUCUUACCAGCUGUAAAGUAA
Molecule: messenger RNA, 582 nt
Organism: Trichoplax adhaerens
Lineage: Eukaryota; Metazoa; Placozoa; Uniplacotomia; Trichoplacea; Trichoplacidae
Exons: 4
Coding region: 1-582 (193 amino acids)
Source: RefSeq, a predicted model, not a curated record